Messenger RNA from Peronospora farinosa, 852 nucleotides. The record is from the annotation of a GenBank genome assembly. Lineage: Eukaryota; Oomycota; Peronosporomycetes; Peronosporales; Peronosporaceae.
AUGAUGACGAUACAUCGGAACGACGAUGAGCUCGAAAUGAACUGGACGGCAAUGGCCGUUGAUGUCUCGGAUAAAGAGACUGCCUUUUCUGCCAACAGCGAGGAUGAUUUCGAGGAGGAAGUUGAAUUAGAAUUGGCCUCUGGAGUCAAACGCAGUCGUGAGACGGAUGUCAAAAUGGACACUGAGGAUGACAAUUUUGUCAAAAAAGAAAAGAUUGUAAAGGGUCCAGUUUCCAAUGGCAAGGGACUGCAUCGGAUGAAAGUGUCGGAGCAUUUCAAAAUUGUAAACGACAUGUACAUGAAGCAUCGAGGUGGACUAAUGACGUCACUGGAGUUAGCAGACGGACUAAAUGAAUCGCAUUUUUUGGUACCGGCAGGUUUAGGCAAACACAAACUUGAGCUGCUGCCAUCGUACAUUCACCAUUUGCUUCCUACGUACAAGAGAGAUUUUUUGGGCAAGGGUAUGCGUCGCGAUAAAAGUCCGGUCUUCCUUAUCCUUUGUUCAUCUGCGCUACGCUGUGUCGAGCUAAUCAAACACUUGACGUCAUUCAAGUGUCGUGUCGCAAAACUCUUUGGCAAGCAUCUAAAGGCAGACAAACAAGCGAAACAGCUCACAGAUAACUAUUUUCCGAUCGCUGUGGGCACACCUGCUCGUGUCAAAAAGCUGAUGGAGAUGGGGGCAUUAUCGAUGAAGUUUACAAAACGUUUGAUCUUCGACAUGGAAAAGGACAAGAAACAGCUUACUCUUUUGGACUUGAAAGACACAGCCACUGAGAUGAUGGACCUCCUUCAGUUUCAAUUUCUUCCACAGCUUAACAAGGAAGACAGUGACAUGAAGAUCGUGUUAUUCUAA